Messenger RNA from Cynoglossus semilaevis (tongue sole), 8951 nucleotides. It is a transcript of the gene grk3, whose product is annotated as G protein-coupled receptor kinase 3. The record is from RefSeq and is a predicted model, not a curated record. The coding region runs from base 2328 to 4394 and encodes 688 amino acids. NCBI's taxonomy places the organism in Eukaryota, Metazoa, Chordata, Actinopteri, Pleuronectiformes, Cynoglossidae. The transcript is spliced from 21 exons. Gene Ontology annotation, biological process: G protein-coupled receptor signaling pathway; protein phosphorylation; regulation of signal transduction. Gene Ontology annotation, molecular function: G protein-coupled receptor kinase activity; ATP binding; G protein-coupled receptor binding.
UUGACGACAUUGCUGAUGACAAGGCAAAAUCACUGUCAGGCGUCAUUAAAGACAAACCGAACACAAUAUUGCUGUACUUACACCAUGGUGGUGUUUACCUUAAAAUAUGGAUUGAUAAUAAUGCAUGUAAAUGGCCCAAACACGGUGUAAAAAUUGAAUGUAUAUUUAAAGUGUUAGCUUAGUGUAAGGUAUUAGCUCACACCGCUUUUGCUCUCUCUCUCUCUCUCUCUUCCUUGUCUCACUACUACGGUCCAGGUCCAGUCAGCAUCGGCCAUUCCGUGUUUUACGAGCCUCUCCCCGGCGCAGUGGGAGGAAGUUGAACCACAGAGCAAGCGGUUCCACUGCGCUGACGAUAAAGAGGAAAAAAAAUACUGAAACGUACGAGCGGAGCGAGGCUUUACUGUAACAUGUGCCAUACUGGAGCAGGAAACUGAGCAGCUUGAGUAAAACGAGCGGACGGAAACGCUCACACACUAGAAGGACAAGGAGCGGACAAACGGGACUGCUCUUUCACUUGUAGCCGAGCGUGGGAUCACCCAGCACGGCCAGACUAGUAGUGAGGAACUCCUCACUUCUGGAUUGUCGUCGCUCAACGACGCGCUCGAGGCGUGUGCGGAGAGGACGGGCAGCAGCUGCAAGGCGGUCGUUGUUUAUCUGGGCCCUUCCUGGUACACUCACCAAGCCGUGGCCGAAAACCGUAUUCGAGAACAUCUCUAUUACCACAGGUUUUACCACCGCAAAGGAGGAAACGGUUUUAAGUAAACGAGUUCCUGCUGGUCAGUGAGGCUUCAUCUCCUUGCAGCGCCCCCCUCUCUCCUUCCCUCCUUCCCCCAGAUCUCCCUCCUCCACUGCCACCAUCGGCGUCAGUCGGUUGUCAGUCCCUCAGUGUUGGCUUUAAGCGAGGCAUUUCUCCUGGCGCUCGUGUUUGCUGGGAUAGCCGCUAUGGGUUAUUUUGUGCGGUUGUCAUAUCACUUUUGAUCCUACUUGGACCCACAAGGACUCUGUUUUUCUCGCGAGCCUGCAAGACUCCCCCGACAGCCACUAGCUCAUUAAGCACGUCACUGUGUGAAACCGAGCCAGUGCUGAAUGUUUGUGUCAGCUUCACACUGUGUCUGCUACAGACAACGGGGGCAUUUUAAUUUAUCCGCUGCGCUGACUCAAUCUACAGUGGCUGAAAGCCUUGGCUCAACAGUGCAAAACGCCGUUCGUUAGUUAGCCAGCUGGCUAACGCGGUAGCUUAUUAGCACACAAACUGAAAUAUCGAUUUUGACAGUGGGUUAAGACUAGUUAGCUUUCGAUCGUUGAGAAUUUUACUUUCGGUGAGACAAGCACGCCGCCACCGGAGUUGUUACUAACCCACCGUUGGAUAAUUUAAAUUCGGUUUUGUGUGUUAAUGUGCGGGUAUAGAUGAGGGAGAUUGACGGAAACGAUAAGGAGGAUAAGUUACAGGCUACACAGGAAGCCAGCAGCAGCAACAUAAACACAGCAGUGGUGUGUGACUCUCUGCGGGGAUAUUGUGCAGGAGUCUCGGUUCUUAUGUAAGCCGUGUUCUUCUUUAAUUUGUGCCAAAAAAAGCCUUCAACGGUUGCAUUUUGUAGACACCGCGAGCUAUUAAAGACGUCGGAGCAUCCACACUGGAUGGUGGACACCAACCUGUCGUCCAGUGUCCGUCCUCUUCCCCCCGAUGUAUUUUUACUCUCGCUGACAUAGAGAGCGUGUGUUUGGCUGUUUUUCUGGCCGUCUCGACACACCAAGGAGCAAAGUCCAGCUUUAUCCCCUCGCGUGUCCGUGUUUACCUUUUGGGUAUUAUCCCAAAAACACAUGCCACACUGGCGACAGGCCAGGCGUUUGGACACAUUUCCAUUAAGAGGAGAAGAGGAGUCCCCAGAGAGCCGUGGGAUCUGGCUGUCGUCCCCUGAGCCGACACCUCUGCCCCCUUGCAUUAUUUCCCACUCGUCUCGUUCCACACCACCCUCGGAUGAAACCUACACAGCCCUUUAUUUUUGUCUCGCACCAAAUGGGAUUAUAAGGACAUUGAUCUGUUGGUCUCCGUGACUGUCAUUUGUCGGCUGAUGUCUUCCUUCCUAAUUUCCCUCUGUUUGACAACGAUGACAGUUUGAGGCGAAGUGAACGCAACUGCGGCCAAAGACAGUUACACCGUUUCAGUCGAUGGUCAGCUCCGUUGUCCGUUUUUCCGGCCUACGACACGCACCCCGACCCUUGAUGUUGGUCACAUUUGGAGCAGGACAUUAUUUUGUAACUCACUAAACAGAACCCACCCCAUUGCCUUGUUGCUUUAUUGGUUUUGGUCGUCCCAGGGUCGGAAGAUGGCGGACCUCGAAGCGGUGCUCGCCGACGUCAGUUAUUUGAUGGCGAUGGAAAAGAGCAAAUCUACACCGGCGGCCCGGGCGAGCAAGAAAAUCAUCCUGCCGGAGCCCAGUAUCCGGAGUGUGAUGCAGAAGUACCUGGAGGAGAGGGAUGAACUGACGUUUGACAAAAUUUUCAACCAGAAAAUUGGCUUCUUACUGUUCAAGGACUUCUGUAUGAAUGAGAUCGACGAGGCUGUGCCACAGCUCAAGUUCUACGAAGAGAUUAAGGAUUAUGAGAAGCUGGACUCGGAGGAGGAGAGAUUGAGCCGCAGCCGGCAGAUCUACGAUGGUUACAUCAUGAAGGAGCUCCUUUCUUGUUCACAUCCAUUCUCUAAGAAAGCAGUGGACCAUGUCCAGAGUCAUUUGGCGAAGAAACAGGUUCCUCCGACUCUCUUCCAGCCGUACAUCGUGGAAAUAUGUGACAGCCUGAGAGGGACUAUUUUCCAGAAGUUCAUAGAGAGCGACAAAUUUACUCGGUUUUGCCAGUGGAAGAACGUGGAGCUUAACAUCCAUCUGACCAUGAAUGACUUCAGCGUACACAGGAUCAUCGGCCGGGGCGGCUUCGGAGAGGUGUACGGCUGCAGGAAGGCUGACACGGGGAAAAUGUACGCCAUGAAAUGUUUGGACAAGAAGAGGAUCAAGAUGAAGCAAGGAGAAACUCUAGCUCUGAACGAGAGAAUCAUGUUGUCGUUAGUCAGCACGGGGGACUGUCCAUUCAUCGUGUGUAUGACGUAUGCCUUCCAUACUCCUGACAAGCUCUGCUUCAUCUUGGACCUCAUGAACGGAGGUGACCUGCACUAUCACUUGUCUCAGCACGGCGUCUUCAUCGAGAAAGACAUGCGUUUUUACGCCGCUGAAAUCAUCCUGGGUCUGGAACACAUGCACAACCGCUUCGUUGUCUACAGAGACCUGAAGCCAGCCAAUAUCCUGCUGGAUGAACACGGCCAUGUGCGUAUUUCUGACCUUGGCCUGGCCUGUGACUUCUCCAAAAGGAAACCUCAUGCCAGUGUUGGUACUCAUGGUUACAUGGCUCCAGAGGUUCUGCAGAAAGGUACAGCGUACGACAGCAGUGCUGACUGGUUCUCUUUAGGCUGCAUGCUCUUCAAACUGCUCCGAGGGCACAGUCCAUUCAGACAGCACAAGACCAAAGACAAGCACGAGAUUGACCGCAUGACGCUCACUAUGAAUGUGGAGCUGCCAGACUCCUUCACUGCAGAGCUCAAAGAUCUGCUGGAGGGGCUGCUGCAGAGGGAUGUGUCCAAGAGGCUCGGGUGCCAGGGCCGAGGAGCCCCAGAGGUGAAAGAGCAUCAGUUUUUCAAAGGCAUCGACUGGCAGCAGGUGUACCUGCAGAAGUACUCGCCACCACUGAUACCCCCUAGAGGAGAGGUGAAUGCUGCAGAUGCUUUUGACAUUGGCUCAUUUGAUGAAGAGGACACCAAGGGCAUCAAGCUGCUCGACAGUGACCAAGAUCUGUACAAGAACUUCCCGCUGGUGAUAUCAGAGCGUUGGCAGCAGGAGGUGGCCGAGACGGUGUACGAGGCGGUCAACUCAGACACAGACAAGACAGAGGCUCGCAAGAGGGCCAAGAACAAGCAGCUGGGCCACGAGGAGGACUACGCCCUGGGUAAGGACUGCAUAAUGCACGGCUACAUGCUGAAGCUAGGAAACCCGUUCCUGACUCAGUGGCAGCGCCGCUACUUCUAUCUCUUUCCCAACCGCGUGGAGUGGAGAGGGGAGGGCGAAUCACGGCAAAAUCUGCUGACCAUGGAGCAGAUCGUGACCGUGGAGGAGACGCACAUCAAAGACAAAAAGUGCAUCCUGCUGCGAAUCAAAGGAGGGAAGCAGUUUGUGCUGCAGUGCGAGAGCGACCCAGAGUUCGUGCAGUGGAAGAAAGAGCUGACGGAGACUUUCACAGAAGCCCAGAAGUUGUUGCGUCGCGCUCCCAAAGUCAUCGGAAAAGGCCGCGCCGGAGUGGUGGAGCUCUCCAAACCUCCCCUCACACACCGCAACAGCAAUGGACUGUGAACAGGAGCGCACACAUUCACAUACGAAUACACAGAUACCAGACACAGACACACAGAUAAACACACACACACACACGAAAAAAACAAAACAAAACAAAAAAACAACAACAACACACACUUAGUCCCUUCACGCCGCUCUCCUCUCAUCAGCUACCAGACCUUUGCUCGGUUAUGCAUCAUGGUGUGUGUGAACAGAGUAUGACCACCAGCCUCUUACACACCACACACACUCUCAGACACACACACACACACAUACACACACAUACUCACUAUAAUGACCAACCAGAAGAGCUUUCUAAAAGAGCUUGUUUUUGCCACAAUACCUUGCCACUCUUGGAGAGAGAGAGAGAGAGAGAGAGAGAGAGAGGGGAGGCACUAAUAAAACUGUUGAGAUUUUGAAGUAGAAGAAUCUCUGCAUAAAUGUGAUGAGGAUGUGACCCGCCCGCCCACUCCUUUGCUCUGCUAACCCCUCCCCUCCCCCCGUCCCCCGUCCCUGUCCACCUGGCUGUGUUUGUACUGGAUGAGUCCAGAACCCGGCGAUGAUCAGACGUCCAACAGCCUCUGAGCCCCAGCUUCUGUUUACUGUGAGAAACACAGAGGAAAAAAACUGCUUCUCCUCUUGUCUCCCCUCCCCACCUUAUUACAGUAUGUGCAUAAAGUGCCAACAUUAAUAUUUACUUGAAAUCACCUGAGCGUCACCCCUUCUCCUCCUGCUAUCCAGCCAUUACACACGUAACACACACACACACACACACACAUAUAUUCACUCGCAGAAAGGAGGGAGGGUGUGUGCCCGUGGCCGUGUUGAUGUGUGACUGAUCAUUCCAGAGCAGAAAAGCAAGAAGAAACAAGGAUCACAGAAAGACUCUCCUCUCUGAUUGGCUGUUGUGCAGAGCCAGUUACCAUAGAGACUGAUAUUUCAGUGGGUGACAGAGCGCUGCUUGGUUGCCAUGGAGAUUAAUAUAUACAUAAAACAUACAUAUAUUUAUAUAUGUGUAUAUAAAUAUAUGUAUGCACACACACACACACACCGUGGGACUUUGACUACAACAGUUGUAACUGUCACGUAAUGAAGGUUGUGAAAAGGAUGAUAUAGUGGUGGGGGGUGGUGAGGGGUGACUGUAUAUAAGCAGCCCCCACCCCAUUGUCUUUGGUUUUUUUUUUUGGCUCUGCGUCUACAGUGUGAAACGUUUGCGUUAUCUGGGGCUGUCUCUGUAUUGGCUUGUCUGUGAGUCUGUCCGGGCUUUUGAGGGAGGGAGGAAAGAAAGCAGAUGAGGGGAGGCCGGGGGAGGGGGAGGGAGGAGGGAGACACUGCAUUACCUCAUUCGAACUGUCGACUCUUGUUUUUCUUAAACAUGGCCAGGUUUAGCUUCUGACCAUCACAUCUCUGCUGCCGCCUGCUCUGGUUUCUCAACCUGUGGGAGCAGGUCAGCUGCUGAGGACGCUGGACUUUUAGGAGAAGAAAGCAGCAGAGAGAUGAUUCAAAGACAAGCCCUGCUUUACACGCAGCAAAUACGGCUCACCUCAGCUUGUCACACCCUCAUCUACAAACUAGUUGGUUUGGCCUACAUUUCCCAGAAUUCCACAUAAUAAACUACAUGGCCAAAAACAAAAACAGCCGGUGAAGGGUUUUUCCAGGUGAUAAAUCAAGAUGGUGUUGAGUGCAGUCAUCAGUCUUAAUCUGUAGACAUAGAAAAGACAAAAGCUGAAUUAACAUUAACUGUAAACACAUUCCUGAGAAUUUACUGCAGAGUUGUUUUCAUAUUUCCUUUUGCUACAUUUUUUUUUGUUACCAUAAGGGCAACAAUUGGUACUUUUAGAAAACCGAAUGCCAACAGAGGAUGAAAUCUGAUGUGUUGAUUAGUGACAGUUCUGAUGCAGCCACAUGGUGCAUUUGAGGCCAUUGGAAUUCCAGCGUUUUGACAUUUAUGAUCACUUUUACCUAAAAAAAAUCUGUUUUGGUUUCAUUUAAAUGUUUGUCUGAGGGGUGCGUCUGCCUCCGUCUGUGGGACGCUGCAUCAUGUGAUCAUGUCAGUGCAGGUGCCAGCCAACCAGAUUACAGUACAAGACACAAGUCACACUACUAUGCCAUGGUUUUGGCUCUUGAUCCAACUACAUCCAAAAAUCUCAAAUUGAGAGAAAAAAGUGAGAACAUGAUGAGUGAUAUUACCAAAACAUAGUCGUAAUAUUCCAGGAUUAUUGCUAAAAAACUUCACAUUAACAAGUUAUUUUAAAUAGCCAAUUAAAACAGGCCAAACUUCAUACAUUUUUAUUAAUCAUAAAUAAAUCCUACAACGUUCAGAGAUUAGGAUUUAGUUCCUUGUACGAACUUUAUGGUGAACCAGUAGAUGAAGUUCCAACCCACAUGGAUUUGGCUCCUUAACUUACACCUUCAUAUGUGUGGAAUUUCAGUCAUCAUAGAUUUAGGAUUUAAUUUUGUUAAAUGUACGGCUGUUUUCUUGUAAUUCUUUGAAUUUAUUCCCAUAACAUUUCGACUUCAUCCUGGUAAUCUUACAACUUUACUCUCAUGGAUUUACUUAAUUUUUAUUUUUGCCAAUUUGGCUUCAAAAAUUUUAUUUAUUUAUUUUUUUUGCAAGUGUUUCAUUUGGCCAGUCUGAGAAUUUCUGUAGUAAACAGAAGGUUGAACAAGUCGGAAGGACGACCAUCGGUCAACGUGCAGAUGAUGACCGCGUCUGUCUGUUGAUCAGUAAUUUGUAAAUCACUCUUUUGACACAUCUGCUCAGUGUAAUCUCAUCUGAUGUGGGGACAGGGAGGUGUAGUGAGAGAGAUGUUCACCAGACGGACCACCAGUGUUACUCUGAUCAUUAGGUGACAGGAAAUGAACAACGACACGUCACUGCAGUGUUGAGUUUCCAGCUCCGUGGACCAGAGCGGUCAGUGACAGGUUGUGCUGCUUUAUUCAAAGAAUUGUGUUUCAGGGUGAUCGUUUUUCUUAAAGUCCAUUUCUAGUUGUGUUUAUCUGUGUUAUAUUCUUAAGUCUUCACUGAAUGUGACCAUGUGCUUUACCAGAGGGGGCGUCGCAGGUGUCAUCACGGUCCAAUGAACGUAGAGCGCAGCGGUGGAAAGGCAAACCAGCUUCUGGUUUUGACUCAGUCAUUAAUUUCAGGGUUUUUGUUUGUUUGUUUGUUUGUUUGUUUGUUUUCUUCCUUCAUGCAGUAUAACGUCCCUGUCUGUGAUUUCCCUGCAUUUCCACAGCUUUGCCAGUCUGACCUGCAGUAGGAAAAGGCUCAUUUGUUGUUUUUCUUUUUUUCCCCGCUUUUGUCUCUGUAGCUUUUACAAGUCAGGGGGAGAUUAUCAUCUUCUAGAGAAAUGUGGUCACCUCUCAAGGUGUCUUUUAUUGUUGUAAACCAAAAUGGUUUUUAAUUGUUUUCAUUGAAAUUGUACGUCGUUGCACCUUUUUAGCCCAGUGUGUUACCUAAUAGGUGUUUAAUGUGCCAAAUAACUGUCGCUGAUGGAAUAGAACCAACGGAAUGCCUCCUUUUCCUCAACAUAGGACCUGUCUGUCUGUGGAGAAACUACAGAUCACACACACACACACACACACACACACAUACGUACGUAAAUGUGCUUGGGAUAAGUUUUUUCAAAGGGUACAAAAACUGUGACCAAACAUUUGCUAGAGUUUUUUUGUGUGUGUGUGCCCUGUUAUGUGUGUUGUAACAUUUUGCCAUCACAACACACACACACACAUACAUGCCCAUUUAAUUGACUUAUUUUCCAAGUGUAUGUUUGUGUACUUGUAUGUGUGCUUCUCAAUCACUUUAUAUGUUAAUCUGGUUUGUUUUUUUUUUUUUUUUUUCUUCUCUCUUGUGUAUCUUUGGUCCUAAACCCAUUCUCAGCUCAGAUGAGACCAUUUAAAAAGGUUGGCAUAUAGGAGAAAAAAUUAAAGUAUAUAUAAAUAUAUGUGUAUAUAAAAUGAGAAAAUGCUUUAGGUUUAUUUAAAAAUUUAACGUAGAAAACAAAAUGAAAUUGUCGGGGGAAGUUUGGGGCUUUUUCUUUUUUUUUUCGUUGAUGUGAGUAUAAUUGUUUGUGGUGAAGACUUCAGCUCGAAUCUUGCACAUAAAGACUUUAGAUAUUGUACCUGCGAGUUACAGAUGAUUAUUUUUGUUUAAAUACAGGACUUCUUGCUCUUUCAUGUUUAUUGCAUGUGCAAGGAGCUCUCCCUUUUCCUCGCUUUCUGUCUCUCUGUCUUUCCACCUCUCCACACGUGGGAGCUCCAGGCUGAGGGCUCACUGUAGAAAACCCUGCAAUUUACACCCAUCAUAAACUCAAUGUUCUGUUUUUGGUUCAUUUGAUUUUUGUUGUUUUUUGUUUUGUUUUUGUUUUUUUUCAUACGCUGCAGACAAACACAAAUACUACUGGCUUUGGGUUAUUACCGUUAAGGAUAUGAUAAUACUGAUAUAUAAUUGAUAAUAUUCAAUGAUUAUUAGUAAAUUUAUUUUAUUUCAAAGAUUUUUUUGUGUGUGACAGGUAGGAAGUUGCGUGUUGGACUGCUUGUACAAAACGAUUCAUGAAUAAAAAUCUUUUUUUCCGUGUU